Messenger RNA from Owenia fusiformis, 2532 nucleotides. NCBI's taxonomy places the organism in Eukaryota, Metazoa, Annelida, Polychaeta, Sabellida, Oweniidae. The record is from the annotation of a GenBank genome assembly.
CUUUUAGAUGGUUUAUACUGAAAUUCAUUUUCCAGAUUGUAAUCCAAAACCAGAAGCCUAUUAUACAGCACUGCCCAAAGAAUGCAGACAUCGUAGUUACAAUUUGGGACGAUGCAGAGAAGACAUUCGUCUUACAGAGGGAGAGCAAGAAUACUGCUGCGGGCCUACAAAACAGAUAUCUUUCACCCUAAGAUGUGAAGGGUUCAGGCUAAAGCUUGUCGAAACAUUUAGAUGUGGAUGGAAGGUAUGUAACCAAUUCAACAACCCUACUACAGGCGGUGUGUCUAUCCAAGAUAAUUCUGUGACCUUCUAUGGAAGGGCUUUUGAUGUUGAAGACAGCAGUACUCCACUUAUGUUUGGUUCUGUGACAGUGGGAGGAAUCCACACGACAUAUACAAGUUUUACAGGAAAUUUCCAAUUUGCUGUGCCCCAGGGUCAAUCUCGAAUUGUUGUAAAUGUCAAAGUAAGAUUCAUACCACAAAACCUUGUAGAAACGACCAAAGUUUUCCAUAUACCUGCUGGACAUAUUGGAAUAUUCUAUAAAGAUAUCCCAAUGAUGCAUAAACCAGAACCAGUCAUAAUCGAUACAUCAAAUACAAACAGAAUCAACUUAGCACCAGAAAAUGAUGAGCCACUGGCAGAAAUCCUAAUAUCAAAUAAAGACAGUCUGUUUACGUUCAAUGGGCAGCCUUACCGAGGGAAGCUCAAUGCAUUUGUUAACUUUGUUGAUACCAGAAGCCUGUCAUCUUUAGACACUAUGGUUGGUGAUUUGACAUUUGAAGACAAAGAAGGAAACACAGGACUACUACAAACCUUUGGAAUGUUUCGUUUAUCUUUUGAGGACUUUGAAGGUAGAGAGGUAAAGAUGGAAGGCACAAUAGAUGCUGCAAUUAAAGCUGAAUUCGUUGAACGCAGUAGUGGAGGUGAAAGAGCUAAUCUGUAUAGUUUUAAUGAAAAAACUGGGCGUUGGGAAGGUGCAUCAAGAAUGUCAAGAGGCAGAAGAACAAAGCGAGCCCAAGCAAACUUUGAUAGCACUUUCUUAGUUGGAAAUAUUGUCAUCACAGACAGGUAUUGGAUCAACUUUGAUAACCCAAAUCUCAAUUAUUGUUUCAUCAACAUGAGGACAUAUACUGAUGCUACAUUUACAACAGAGAUUCCUUGGGCUUCAUCAACUGAAUUCACAGUUAUAGCUCUGGAUCCUACUGCAACUUCACCAUGGAAUCAAAUAACAACAGGGGGAAUGUCAUUAAACCAACAACUUGCAUCAUCCCAGAACUGUAUUUUGACUGUGUGUGGUACAACUGAUAUCCAUGCGUACCUGUUUGCUGAAAAUCAAAAUGGACCGUUCUCCUCAUCUGCAUUGCUAGGUGGUAGUGCUCCUGUUUACCCUGUUAAUAACAUAAUUCCAACCAUCAGUGGAGCAGCUGGCUCUAUUAUCCACAAUAAACCAAUUGAUACUACAGCAACGCUUGGGGCCCCGGGAGCAAACACAGAAGGGCCAGUAUACCACAAUGCAUUCAACAACCCAGCAUUGGCACAGACACAAUGCCGAUCAGCAACAACAGCUAAUCCUCAUUAUAGAUUCUAUAGGGACCCAAAUUCCUUGUACGAGUACAGUGUUUGUUUGAACUUCUUUGCUUGUCCAAUGAUGCCAGCUAUAUACCCAUUGAUUUGGUUCCCUCAAGCUCCUACUACUUACUGGGCAUGGUAUGUUAAAGUAAGGGUUAGCGUGGUUGGUCAACCACUCACUGAAUCAUCAGUCAGAGCAACAUCAAAAGGAGCUCUACAUCCCCUGACUUUAAAUCAGAUAUUCGGAAUCCGAGAGGACACAACCACCAGCAGAACUGUUUGUUUGGAAUACAAAGGUAGUGGGAACAUAAUUGUUAGCAUAACUCCCCCACUUAAUCCCCCUGACGAAACGAAAAUUGACAUAGAUGUACAAGGCACUGGAUGUGUAGGUACUCCAUCUGCUGGAUUAGUUACAUAUCAACAGCCAUCAGGAAGUCUGUUCAGCUUUAAACCUCCAAGCGGGGUUGCCCAUGGAGGAACAGGAACCGGACUCUAUUUUGCAAAUGCGGCAGCUAUGAAUUCAGCAAAGUCCCUGGCCAAAGCUAGAUGUGAGUGUGCAGAUAUAACACUUGGAACACCAAAUUGUCAAGUACCCUUACCAGCCAUGGGAGUUGGGUUGUCAGUGACUUGUCAACCAUAAAUAAAACUACAUGUACACCACUGCUUAUAAUUUGUCAAUAUUAACAAUAACAUAACAAAGGACACUCUAUUUAAAGGAAGAAUCAGAUAUAGUUAGCAACUUUUCCCAAAAAAUGAUUUGAUUCUGAAUAUUUUUGGCCCAUCGUUGUCAUGUCUUUUUCUCAAAGUUCCUAAGUUCAAAUUCUAUUCUAGGAAAACUAAUGAUUUUUACAUUAUGCAUUCACUUUUCUAUCAAUGUGUACAUGUGGAUAUUUACAUUUACCAUAAGGAAGAUUAACAUAUACCAUAUUUGCACUUGAAUCUUAAAUGAGCUAAGAUAUCACA